AUGUCCAACCAAUCGAUGUACUCCGGCGUCAAGCCCAAAGAAGCUCGCAUCUACAUCAUCGGUCCAAAACACUCGGGCAUUGAAGAAAUAGGCAAAGCCCUGCUUAGGUCAGACAUAGAGUGUCUGAAGCGUACUACUGAUGUCAACGCUACCUGUCAACAGUUUCUCAUAUCCGAUGGCGAAGAAAGACUUCGCGCCCGCUCGAAUGACACGGUAUACAACGAAUAUUUAGAGGGCGGCAGGCUUCGGAUUCCUGACGAAAAUCUUGUUGUCAUGGUUAAGAGCGAUUUGAACGGCGCUAUGGAAAGAUGGGCGAGGAAGCAUGGCGAGUCCAGCACGGAUGAUCAGAGGAAUCACACCCGUGAGGAACAAACCAGUGGAUUGUUUCUCAAGAGCCUUAUACGAAAGAUACACAGUGCCAUCCAAGAGUUGCAGCCAGAACAGGUCCGGAUACAGAGGGCUAGAGAAGAGGCCUGUGCGACGUAUGACGAAGAAAAGAGGGAGGUUGAGAGGCUUUUCGCGAAUAUGAAGAUACAGCCAGGCAUCCGUUCGUUGGAAGUAGAUGGAGAUGAAAGGAUGUUGGCUGUAAAGAAGAUCUGUGAUGAAUGGAGGACAAUGCAGAAUGACUAUGGUGAUGCUUGA
Molecule: messenger RNA, 642 nt
Organism: Alternaria viburni
Lineage: Eukaryota; Fungi; Ascomycota; Dothideomycetes; Pleosporales; Pleosporaceae
Exons: 1
Coding region: 1-642 (213 amino acids)
Source: RefSeq, a predicted model, not a curated record